Ochotona princeps (American pika) is the source of this 1116-nucleotide messenger RNA. RefSeq names its product C-type lectin domain containing 9A (gene CLEC9A). The transcript has 6 exons. Gene Ontology annotation, biological process: receptor-mediated endocytosis. Gene Ontology annotation, cellular component: membrane; cell surface. The record is from RefSeq and is a predicted model, not a curated record. Lineage: Eukaryota; Metazoa; Chordata; Mammalia; Lagomorpha; Ochotonidae. Bases 176 to 901 code for a protein of 241 amino acids.
GUGCUUUGGCUUGAAUUCCCCAAACUUCCACUUUCUAGAUGAAAAGGCAUCUGUUCUGCUCCUUAAAUCCAAACACAUUCUUCCAACACUGUGAAGAAGCAGCCGACUUCAGUCCUUUGACCAACUAGCUCCUAAGCUGCUGUGUGAACCGCUUCACCCGUUAGGCAUCUCAGACAUGCAUGAAGACGAGGUAUACACCUCUCUUCAGUGGAAUGACCCGCCAUCAAACUCUUCCCAGAAAUGCGGGUGUUUCCGCACCUGUUCAGGAGCAUGGCAUGUUGUAAUGGUGAUUUUGUGUAUUUCCUGCAUGGGAUUAUUAGCAACAUCCAUCUUCUUGGGCGUCAAAUUGUUCCAGGUAUCCAGCAUGGCUAUGAAGCAGCAAGAAAAACUCAACCAGCAGGACAAAGCCCUGUUAAACUUCACUCGGUGGCAAAGGAACUAUGUGCUUCAGACACGACAUUGCCAGCCUUCGAUGGCAACCUUUUCCAGCCCAGAUCAUUAUUGCAGACCUUGUCCAGACAACUGGAUUCAGAAUGGAGAAAGCUGUUACUAUGUCUCUGAUAAGUGGCAAACUUGGGAUGCUGGUAAAGAGGCUUGUCUGAAGGAAUGUUCCAGGCUCCUGCAGAUAGACAGCCAAGAAGAGAGGGAUUUUAUCAUCAGCAGCUUGAGGAAGAUCAAAAAGGACUAUGAUUACUGGGUGGGCCUGUCAAGGGAUGAACUCAACAGAACUUGGCUUUGGCAGGAUGGCUCCUCACCUUUCCCUGAUCUGUUGCCAGGAGAGACAUCCCAAUCAACCAGUCAGGUCUGUGGAUACCUCAGAAAUAAAUCUCUUUUUUCAGCAAACUGCAGCAAUUGGAAAUUUUUUAUCUGUGAGAAGUACGCAUUAAGAUCCUCCAUCUGAAAGAAGUGGUACUUAAAAUGACUUCUCUGUUUUAUAUUGAACCAGCCGUGGAAGAACCUGUUAUCAAAAUCUAAGAGCGAAUAGAGAAGUGAGACCAGCUACCUGGGACCCAACAUUUGCUCUUGCAUUUGCACUUGGUGGUGUUCGUCAGUACCUUCCAGAUUUCAUUUGACAGUAUUUCAAUUACCAAGGAUAAAAUUAAGACAGAGCUAUGG